GCGGAGCACCGGGAGCACCGGGAGCACCGGGAGCAGGGAAUGAUCCCUUGCCCACAUCCUAUCUCACCUCGCCCGCCGCCGCCACUCCGCACGGCCCGCGUGUGCCCGGCAGCGCCGGUAACCGGGGGCGCACGGGCUGUACCGGCCCCAACCGCCCUCGGAGAGCGGAACGGCAACGCUUGACAUAAGUCCCUCCUAGUCUGGCUCGUCCUUCAUGGAAAAGGGGGAAAACCCGGCGGUUUUGCCCAUGUAGCGUUUCCCAGCCGCUGGGAGCAAAGCGCUGCCGUGCCGAGGUUUGCCCGUCAGCGUUUUCCGCGCUGGCCCCGCGUGUGGGGGCUGACAGAAACCAGCAACACCGCCUGUGCAAAAAAAUAGCUUGCCGGUUAAAGCCUGACCACCUUUUCAUUCUCCUUUUUUCCCCUCUUUUGUGCUUUUUUCCUUGCCAACCAGGUGGCGGAACAUCACCAAGUCGCAGAAGGAAUUCAUCAGGACGGUGUCACACCCUGAUCCCAGGGAUCGCUGGUGCAUCCGGCAGAGCACAGGAGGGAGCCAUGGUGUGCAUUCCGUGCAUCGUGAUCCCUGUUCUGCUCUGGCUCUACAAGAAGUUUGUGGAGCCCUACAUCUACCCCGUGAUCGCGCCCUUCAUCAAGCGCGUGCUGCCUAAGAAGGCUGUGCAGGAAGGAGCAGAUGCCAAACAGGGGCCAGCAGGCAGCGCUGGGGACCCUCAGGGACCUUCAGCCACCAAAAGAGACCAGGAGGAUGGAUCUGGAAGCCAUAAAUCUGAAAGCAAUGGCGUUGCAAAUGGAACCACUGCAAAGAGAUCCGCAGCAGCUCAUGACAAGAAAACGGCUUAAAGGAGUUAAUUCCUAAGGAUUUUAUUCCCUCGUGUCCAGUAUGAACUGCUGAUAUUCCUCUGACUUUGAGACUUUUUUCUUUGCACAUUUCAGCUGAAUAAAAAACUUCACUGCUUGCA
Corvus hawaiiensis (hawaiian crow) is the source of this 973-nucleotide messenger RNA. It is a transcript of the gene CZH18orf32, whose product is annotated as chromosome Z C18orf32 homolog. The transcript has 3 exons. Lineage: Eukaryota; Metazoa; Chordata; Aves; Passeriformes; Corvidae. The record is from RefSeq and is a predicted model, not a curated record. Gene Ontology annotation, biological process: positive regulation of canonical NF-kappaB signal transduction. The coding region runs from base 552 to 854 and encodes 100 amino acids.